AUGCACUGUGAGCUGAUUCAAGGCCCUGGUAUAUGGCCGUUGAAACGACGGCAUCCGGGGUAUGUGGGCUGGGGGAGGGGUCGGGUGCCUGGUCGGAAGCUGGCGGACACAAAGGGCACGAAGGAAGCUGGGCAAGUGUACGAGGCCGGACAGAGACAAAGGAUGAGAAGAGUUUACGCUAGCAGGUGGACGAGAUGCCGGACGGCGGCGUCGAAACACUCGUGGAGCUAG
This is a messenger RNA of Bipolaris zeicola 26-R-13, 231 nucleotides long. RefSeq lists its product as uncharacterized. Bases 1 to 231 code for a protein of 76 amino acids. Lineage: Eukaryota; Fungi; Ascomycota; Dothideomycetes; Pleosporales; Pleosporaceae. The record is from RefSeq and is a predicted model, not a curated record. The transcript has a single exon.